CAAAGAAGCAGUAAAUCAGAGCAGGAGGCCAGCCCUGUUACUAAGAUACCGCAGAAGUAAAUACACCAGGUGUAAACAGAUUAUACUCCACUCCGAAACAUUUACUUUUAUAUGUACAUUUUGAUUAAGAAAUGGAGGCUGCGAAAUCCAGGAAUCAGUCAGGGAAGUCUGAACCUACGACAGAGAAAGUAGGAACAAGUUUCUUUCACCAGUUGCUUAACAAGCGGAUGGUGUUAAACUCCAGGGAUGACAUGAAAUCGCUUCUUCAUCGGCUGAUCUUUGUGUCUAAGAUUUCUCCAGAGUUGGCGGAUAAGAGAGACCUUGGAGAAUACUGGGAGCAGCAGUUUCAACGAUAUCACCAGGGAGAAAAUGUUACUGGCCUCCUGCUUCUGUAUCCUGCAUACACCAUCCAUGUUCUUGAGUCUAGUGGAGAUGUCCUGUACUGUGUGCUGAGGGAUCUUAAAAGAAUGAAAAAACAAGGAGACAGGGCUCUGCUUCUGGACCCCAAGAUUGUGGUGAUAUCUCAUAACAUCCCCAACCGACUGUUCAACCAAUGGUGCUACAAAGUCCUGAAUGUUCCUGGACAGCACUUGGGAGAUAAGUACAGCGAGGAGGCCACUGAUGGUAUUAUCAGUGAGUGUCUAACCAAGAUAUUGAAGAUUGGGAAACAUCUCACCAAAUACCCUAAGGGCUCCAAAAACAUCCCUGAUUCUGUGUUUGAGAAGGUGCCGGAGUUAAUUGUACCUCAAUCUUCCAUCCUACACCUUCUGCAAUGCAAAGAUCUCUUCACACCUGAACAGUUCCUGCAGAUUUACGACACCCCUCUACACGUCAUCCUGGACUCUGAUUGUGUAUGGCCCACCCCUGUUCACUUAACACCCCUGAAGACAAGAUCACUUCAGUGAGAGGCACAAGUUUAUGCUCCAAUCUCAGAGGCAGCAGUUCAGCUCAAAGAUUAUGGAUUGUUUAGGCCAAAGUAUUAUAAUACAAUAAUUUUGUCUUGCUGCACCAUUUAGGCCAAACUCAAUGGACUUGCGUAUUGCCAUCAAUUUUGGUUUCACAUUUUACAAUUUACAUUAAAGGACCAAACGAUGUUAUCACUUAACUUUA
Molecule: messenger RNA, 1110 nt
Organism: Pseudophryne corroboree (corroboree frog)
Lineage: Eukaryota; Metazoa; Chordata; Amphibia; Anura; Myobatrachidae
Product: testis-expressed protein 47-like
Exons: 8
Coding region: 132-905 (257 amino acids)
Molecular function (GO): FAD binding; blue light photoreceptor activity
Source: RefSeq, a predicted model, not a curated record